GCGGCGGCGGCGGCGGCGGGUGGAAGCGGGGCGCCCGGGGAGGAGGAGGGGCCUGGCGGGGAGGCCGCGGCCCCACAGCCCCAGGGCCCGACAGGCGCACCCGGGGCUCGUCUCUCGAGACUGCCUUUGGCGCGAGUGAAGGCCUUAGUGAAGGCGGACCCUGACGUGACGCUAGCGGGACAGGAAGCCAUCUUCAUUCUGGCACGAGCCACGGAGCUGUUUGUGGAGACCAUCGCCAAAGACGCCUACUGCUGCGCUCAACAGGGAAAAAGGAAAACCCUCCAGAGGAGAGAUUUGGAUAACGCCAUAGAAGCUAUAGAUGAAUUUGCAUUUCUGGAAGGAAGUAACAUGAAGCCCUCAGUGAAGCCGAGAAGAUGCCAGCACCAUGUUCUUAUAGAAUGCAGAAGGUUGCUGUUAUGAGAGCUCCCAGCUGAAAGAGGCUGAUCUGAGCAUGAUCAAGGAUGACUCCUGGAA
Ochotona princeps (American pika) is the source of this 474-nucleotide messenger RNA. RefSeq names its product DNA polymerase epsilon 4, accessory subunit (gene POLE4). The transcript is spliced from 5 exons. Gene Ontology annotation, molecular function: protein heterodimerization activity. NCBI's taxonomy places the organism in Eukaryota, Metazoa, Chordata, Mammalia, Lagomorpha, Ochotonidae. The annotation marks the transcript as partial. Gene Ontology annotation, cellular component: epsilon DNA polymerase complex; nucleus. The record is from RefSeq and is a predicted model, not a curated record.